UCUUAAACAAACUCCUCCACCUGGCCCUUAUCCAAAAUUUUCCUCUUCCAAAAAUCUUCACUCCUUCUCUCUCUCUCUUUAACCUAUUCCCAAUCCGCGGCGAAUCUCCGCCGAUCUGUACCAGAAAUUUCCAUGGCUGGUACCCAUUCUCCCUUUCUUCUUCUUCUUCUUCUCUGUUUCUUAACCCUCUUCCAUGGCUCAACCUUCUCUCUAGUCAUUCCACUCACCAAAGAUUCCGUCACCAAUCACUAUUUGGCCACUGUCUACCAUGGCUCUCCGAUUAAGCCUCUCCAUCUCGCCGUCGAUCUCGGCGGCCAGUCUCUCUGGAUGGCCUGUGGUGCAUCUUCUUCCAGCCGCUCGAUUCCCAGCCGCUCCAUUCAGUGUAUUGCGGCCACUGGUGGGGGUAGAUCUGGGUCUGUUGGCGGCGUGUGUGAUGUAAUCGCUCGGAAUCCGUUUGGGGAUUUGGAAGGGAAGGCGGUUCUGGUCGAGGAUACGGUAGCCUUGAGGUCUUUGGAUCGGUCAACGGCGGCGGUAAUUGUUGCUCUUCAUUCUUGUGCUCCGAGGUUUCUUUUACAAGGUUUGGCGAAAUCUGUUAAAGGGAUUUUAGGGCUUGGUCGGAAUCAAAUCUCGCUUCCGGCUCAGAUCGCGACGGAGCUCGGUUCUCACCGCCGGUUUUCUAUCUGUCUUUCGUCGACGAACGGCGUCGUUUUUCCGGAUAGUGGAAGUCAAGACUCUGUUUAUGGAUCUGAGAUUUCGAGUUCUUUGACUUACACGCCGAUUUUGACUAAGAAAAUCGACGCCUCGCAGUCGCCGGAGUAUUUCAUCAACGUAAAAGCCAUUAAAGUCGACGGCAACCGCCUCGAUCUGAAUAAGUCGUUGCUCGAUUUAGACGGCGGAGGCGACGGAGGAGGCGGAGGGACAAGAUUAAGCACGGUUGUUCCUUACACUGCCUUAGAGAGUUCAAUCUUUAACUCUCUGAUUGCGGCUUUCAGGGCGGCAGCGGCAGCGAUGAACAUGAAAGAAGUAGCGCCGGUAGCGCUGUUUGAGGCAUGUUUUGAAUCGGAAAACAUGGAGAUGACGGCAACAGGGCCAAAAGUGCCGGAGAUUGAACUGAUUUUGCAGAGCGAGAUGGUGGGAUGGAAAAUCAAUGGAAGAAAUUCAAUGGUGAAGGUUAACGAUGAAGCUUUCUGUUUAGGGUUUGUUGAUGGUGGAUUGAAGCCGAGAAACGCCAUCGUUUUGGGAGGGUAUCAAAUGGAGGAUAUCGUUCUUGAUUUCGACAUGGGAACUUCCAUGCUCGGAUUUAGUUCCUCUUUGUUGCAGAGGAAGAGAUCUUGCUCGGAAUUCUCGCCGGAAAAUUUACUGAAAAGAACAGGAUGAUUUGGGAAUGAUGAAACUGAAAUUAGGGGUAAAAUUUUGAGGGUCCUUUUUUUAAAUUUGGAAAUUAGGAUAUUGCUGUGUACUAUGGGAGGAUAUAUUUUUUUUUUCCCUUUUUUGGGGCAAUAUUUUGAGAUCUGUAUGUUAUUUUUCUAGUUCCAGCAUACUUUUUUUUUUCUUUUUGUUAUGACUUGUGAUAAUUAACUUAAAAGAAUUAUAAUCGAGAUCUAAUUUUUGUUA
This is a messenger RNA of Benincasa hispida (wax gourd), 1614 nucleotides long. NCBI's taxonomy places the organism in Eukaryota, Viridiplantae, Streptophyta, Magnoliopsida, Cucurbitales, Cucurbitaceae. The record is from RefSeq and is a predicted model, not a curated record.